ACAAGCAAACACGCCCUUAAUUAAACCCUACCCGAACUCUCCAAAAUCGCAUCCGCCGAAACCCGUUAAAAGCCUCGAUCGUCUCCUUCGCUCUUCCAAGAGCAGUACGGACGGCGAUGUACUGAUAUCUAUAUCCAGAACUCGAGAAAGUGUCUCGAGAUGUCGAAGGACGGAGACCUAGGCGAGAGUUCCCAUUCCCGGCGUGUAGAGCAACCGCCGCCGGUUUCAUCUGCGACCAGGGUUCGAGCCCGAGCAGACUCGUUCCUACUCACCUGUAGAGUUUUCAGCUUCGUCACUUCGGUGGCUGCAAUUCUCUGCAUUGCCGUCAAUGUUUACUCCGCUUUCCGAUCCUUCAGAAACGGAUAUGAUGUGUUUGAUGGAAUUUUCCGGUGUUAUGCGGUUGUGAUUGCAAUGAUUGUGGUUGUUGCUGAAACGGAAUGGGGGUUCUUCAUCAAGUUCUGGAAGGUAUUGGAAUAUUGGGCUGGAAGGGGUAUGCUGCAAAUAUUUGUUGCAGUAAUGACCAGAGCUUACCCUGAAUAUAAUGGGCAACAACAUGAGUUGAUUCUUGUCCAGCAAAUAGCAAGCUACUUGCUUCUUGCAUGUGGUGCCAUUUAUGUCCUAUCAGGAAUUUUAUGCAUUGGGUUUUUCAAACGGGCUCGCCAGAAUAAAGAAAUUUCCAAGGAGCAAACAAUUAUGGAUCUGGAGGCUCUAGAGCGUCGCAGAGAACAGCUUACAGCAUUAUUGGCGCAAGAGAAUCCAUAAGAAUGUGAACCCAUCCUGCCAACAAUUUUGAGAGCUUCCCAAAGCUGCCCAAACAAGCCCAUUAUCUGCUUGCAACUGCCCUUUUACAUAUGAAUGAAGUCUCUACGCCUCUACGGUACAUGUUCAUGAAUUAUUAAUCUUUUCUCACCUUUUCUGUUUGGGGCUACUAUAGUGUCUGAAGAGAACUGAUAGUGUGCAAUUAGGAUAUAAAGAAAACCUACUGGUAGGUUUCUUAUGCACACACACACAGUACAUGAGUAUGACCUACUAUCUCCGUCUCAAAGCAUUUGUUGAGUUUGAAUUUUUUUUUUUGAGUCAAAAUGGAUAGAGGGAGGAAUAUUAAGCUCUUCAAUUCCCUGACAUUGUUCCAUUUUACAGAUAUAUUCCUGUUUUGGUUACGUUGCACUUUUUUUUACUGGUCUUAGUACCACUUCAUAUUCAAUGGAACUAAAAAGAAAAUGUUUUAGCUUAGGUGUAUAAUUGACUUAAAUCAAAAUGACAUUAAUUUCAUUUGCUUCCAAUGAAGUUUUAGGUAAUAAAUGCAGUAAUGCAUCUACGGUUAAACGGCGUCUACCUGUAAGAUCUCACUAGAGUAAGACUUCGUAUAUCUUGACCCCUAGACCUCAAUGAUGUUGGGAUUAUACUGGGUUUUUGUUGUAGAGCCGAUCUGCAUUCACAAGUCAAAUUGAGGUAAAUGAUAUUUACACUCAAAAAUAUACUAUUCAUGGGAUA
This is a messenger RNA of Cuscuta campestris, 1494 nucleotides long. NCBI's taxonomy places the organism in Eukaryota, Viridiplantae, Streptophyta, Magnoliopsida, Solanales, Convolvulaceae. The record is from the annotation of a GenBank genome assembly.